UUCAGAACUGAAAGAGAAAACUUGAAUCAAAAUUCUCUUAUUUCAUCACUCUUCUCUUAGUUAAGAUUUUCAGCAAAAUUAUGAUGACUCCUUACUUUGUCGCACUAUUUCAUCUGCUUUUAUUGUAUUCCUUUGUGUUUUCAGUUGGAUUCAAGGAAUCACGUAAAAGUGGUGAAAGCAACUGCAGAAAGAAUGAGAGACAAGCACUCCUCAACUUCAAACAAAGCCUCACAGUUGACUAUGGCAGACUGUCUACAUGGACUGAUCAUCAAAAUAAUACAGAUUGCUGCAAUUGGGAAGGCAUUCAAUGCAACCAUCAAACUGGUCAUGUCAUUCUACUUGAUCUUAGUUGUCUGGAUACACAUUAUUUAACAGGUGCAAUCAAUCUCACUUCAUUGGUUCCCUUGCAAUACAUUCAACAUCUAGACCUCAGCAAUAAUUAUUUUAUGUUGACUCACAUCCCCCAAUCCAUUGGCUCUUUCACCAACUUACAAUAUCUCAAUCUCUCAUUUUCUGCAUUCAGUGGGAGGAUUCCUUUCCAACUUGGAAAUCUUUCACUACUAAAGUAUCUAGACCUUGGAACAAAUAUACUUNUUGGACCAGUUCCUUUUNAGAUUGGGAAUCUUAGNCAGUUACAAUAUCUUGAUCUUGGANNGAAUUAUCUAACAGGAGAAAUCCCAUUUCAACUUAGGAAUCUCAAGCGGCUACAAUGUCUUAAUCUUGCAGGGAACACUCUUUCUGGAGCUAUCCCUUUUCGGAAUGGGAAUCUUCCUCACUUACAAACUCUUGGGCUAGGUGGUGAUUUUUAUAUAGAAGCUGAAGAUUCACAGUGGUUGUCUAAUCUCCAUUCUUUAACAAGUCUUAAGUUGAGCUCAUUGCAUAAUCUCAGCUCCUCGCGCCAGUGGCUACAAGCCAUCAGUGAGCUAAUUCCAAACUUAGUAGAGUUGAGGCUUGUUGAUUGUUCUCUUUCAGAUACUAAUAUCAAAACUUUGUUUCGCUCUCAUUCCAACUUUUCAACUUCUCUUACUGUCCUUGAUUUGUCUUCUAAUGUGCUAACUUCCUCAACUUUUCAACUGUUAUUCAAUUUUAGCCUUCAUCUACAAGAGCUUUAUCUUAGCAAAAAUGACAUUNAAUUGUCAUCUUUUCUUUCACCAAAUUUUCCAUCUCUUAAUAUACUUGAUCUNUCGUGGAAUAAUCUAACAUCAUCAGUAUUUCAAGGAAAUUUUAAUUUUGGCUCCAAUCUACGAAAGCUUCUUCUGUAUAACUGCAGUCUUACAGAUCAAAGUUUUCCUAUUUCCUCUGCUUCCACAAUUAAUUCUUCAUCUUCUCUUGUCAUACUUGAUCUGUCCUCAAAUCUAUUAAAAUCAUCUAAUGUGUUUUACUGGCUUCUGAAUUGCACCACGAAUCUUCUGACCCUUGACCUCAAUGACAACUUGUUAGAAGGUCCCAUUCCAGAUGAAUUUGGAGAAGUAAUGAACUCUCUUGAAUAUUUUCAAGCCUCCUGGAACAGACUACAAGGUAGGAUUCCGUCUUUCUUUGGAAACAUGUGCAAAUUACAGAGCUUAUACCUUUCAAAUAACAAGUUUAAUGGGGAAAUUUCUCAUUUCUUUCAAAAUUCUUCAUGGUGCAACAGACACAUAUUUCAGAAUUUGGAUUUAUCUUAUAACCAAAUUACUGGCAAGAUACCUGAAAGCAUUAGAUUGUUAUCCGAGUUAGAGGAUUUAUACUUGGGGCAAAAUUCUUUAGAGGGUGAUGUCACUGAAUCUCAUCUUUCUAGUUUUUCCAAAUUAUAUGACUUAGACUUGUCACAUAACUCAUUGUCUGUGAAAUUUCUCUCUAGUUGGGUUCCUCCUUUUCAAGUAAAAACAUUGAGUUUAACAUCUUGCAAGCUAGGUCCGAGUUUUCCUGGUUGGCUCCAAACACAAAAUUCCUUAAUGUGGAUAGAUAUAUCUGAUAAUGAGCUCAGUGAUUCUGUACCAGCAUGGUUUUGGAACAAAUUGCAAAAUUUGGAAUGGUUAAACAUGUCUCACAAUAAUCUCAGUGGUGCAAUUCCUGAUAUACCAUUAAAGCUUCCUCAUAGACCAUCUAUAAUUCUGUAUUCAAAUCAAUUUGAGGGCGCACUCCCACCAUUUUUGCUGCAAGCUUCAGGGCUGUUCCUCUCUAAAAAUACAAUUUCUGAUUUGUAUUCUUUCUUAUGUAACCAAAUCAUUGCUUCGAAUUUGGCAACUUUAGAUUUAUCGAACAAUCACAUAACGGGACAAAUUCCUGAUUGUUGGCAACCUUUACACCAAUUACUAUUUCUUGAUUUGAGCGAGAAUAAGUUGUCUGGCAAUAUUCCCAUCUCCAUGGGUAAACUUGUUAAAUUAAAAGCAUUGGUUUUACGAAAGAAUAAUUUAACAGGUGGCCUGCAUUCCAGUUUGAAGAAUUGCACUAAUUUAAUUAUGCUGGAUGUGAGUGAAAAUAAUUUGUCUUGUCGAAUACCAUCAUGGAUUGGAGAAAGUAUGCAACAAUUGAGAAUCUUGAACAUGAAAGGGAAUCACUUCUCAUCAAAUUUUCCUAUUCAACUUUGCUAUUUAAGGUAUAUUCAAUUGUUAGAUCUCUCCAGGAAUAAAUUAUCAAAAGCAAUUCCAACAUGCAUAAAGAAUUUUACAGCCAUGUCUGAAAAGAGCAUCAACAGAACUGAAACUCAGGACCUUAUAUAUGGGUAUAAUAUUACUUAUAUGGAAAUCUACGGUCUCUCCGCGCCUUCUAACUACAGGUUUGACGUAACGUGGAUGUGGAAAGGUGUGGAACAGGUGUUCAGAGAUCCCGAAAUGAAACUUAAGAGUAUUGAUCUCUCAUGUAAUGAUUUAAGUGGUGAAAUACCAAAAGAGGUUGCGUGUUUGGUUGGGCUGGUUUCUUUAAAUUUAUCAUCAAACAAUUUGAGUGGAGAAAUUCCUUUUGGGAUUGGAAAUUUAAGUUCACUUGAAUCUCUUGACUUGUCAAGAAAUCAUUUGCAUGGGAGAAUUCCUUCUUCUCUUUCUCAACUUGAUUUCUUAGGAAAACUGAACUUGUCUUAUAACGCUCUUUCUGGAAGAAUUCCAUUGGGAAGACAUUUGCAGACGUUUGAAGCCUCUAGUUUUGAAGGAAAUAUCCAUCUUUGUGGUGAACAACUCAACAAAAGUUGUCCUGGAGAUCAUACAACAGCAAAGCCAGAAGAAGCAGGAGGAGGGGAUGGAAAUGAUUCUGUUUUCUAUGAAGCAUUAUACAUGAGCAUGGGCCUAGGAUUCUUCGUAGGAUUUUGGGGCUUAAUAGGGCCCAUUCUGAUAUGGAAACCUUGGAGAAUUGCUUACCUAAGAUUCUUGAACAGAUUGACAACUGAGAUACAGCUAUGAUGAAUAUGCAAAAUUUAUGCCAAUGGCUCAAAGCUUGGGUAGCAGUUUGGGAGAAGAUACAUGCUUACUGCUCGAACCAAAGCUCGUGCUGGUCAGUUAUACACCCAGUUUCGCACCAUGAAGAAAGGAAAGGUUUGCUAAGUGUAGGAACUUAGGAAAUUGAGGACAGAGAGCAUCCCAAAAAGUGGCUCUAGACACUGAGCGGAUCAUAGAAACAAUGAGCACAAGCAAUCAAAUGAUGGUUACUUGUUUGGAAUAUAUAUGUUUAGGUAUAUGCUAUUUCCAAAUCUUGAUUUAGUUUAUGUUUAUUGCUUCAAAGUAGAGGAAUCUAUGAUCUUGACUUUAGAUUUCGAAUGCUUGGAAAAUAUCUUCCUUUUCUGAAUUAAGCUAAUUCAUACAAAUGCUGCAGCUUAACAUCAAACAUGAUGUUCUUUGUUAUAAGUGUUAAAUUCUUAAUGCAAGAAUCAAAUGUUAUCAA
This is a messenger RNA of Vigna radiata var. radiata (mung bean), 3852 nucleotides long. Its product is annotated as receptor-like protein 12. The transcript has 3 exons. The record is from RefSeq and is a predicted model, not a curated record. Gene Ontology annotation, molecular function: protein binding. The coding region runs from base 81 to 3374 and encodes 1097 amino acids. NCBI's taxonomy places the organism in Eukaryota, Viridiplantae, Streptophyta, Magnoliopsida, Fabales, Fabaceae.